GAGAGAAGAGAAGAAAUUGAAAAAACUCCGGUAGAUACAGAAAUCAAAACUGAUAUGCCGACUUCUUUAAUCACUGCUAAGAUGACUGAUGAAGAUAUCAGAGAAGUAAUACAAAAAAUGCUUUCGGAAAUUGACUCUAAAUUAUCUGAUGGACUUUGCGUAAAACGUGAUGAUCUCUUAAAGCUAAAAUAUUGUGAUGCCAUAAUUAAAGAAACUGGUCGUUUAAUGGCAGUGGCAGUUAUUACAUUACGAUAUAUUACUAGUGAACGUGAAGUUGCAGGAUAUAAAUGGCCUGCUGUUACUCAUUUUAUAUUGAGUUAUUCAGGUCGUCUUCUUGUCUCCUG
Messenger RNA from Racocetra persica, 344 nucleotides. The record is from the annotation of a GenBank genome assembly. NCBI's taxonomy places the organism in Eukaryota, Fungi, Glomeromycota, Glomeromycetes, Diversisporales, Gigasporaceae.